Molecule: messenger RNA, 2180 nt
Organism: Gavialis gangeticus (Gharial)
Lineage: Eukaryota; Metazoa; Chordata; Crocodylia; Gavialidae
Gene: SLC51A
Product: solute carrier family 51 alpha subunit
Exons: 9
Coding region: 845-1864 (339 amino acids)
Biological process (GO): bile acid and bile salt transport
Cellular component (GO): plasma membrane; endoplasmic reticulum membrane
Molecular function (GO): transporter activity
Source: RefSeq, a predicted model, not a curated record
CCCAACCCCUUGCAGCCAUGUGGGUGCGGGGAAACUGCCUCUAAGGCAGACACGUGGCGGAGCUGCCACCCAGGGAAGGCAUAUGGGGUCCUAGGACAAGACCCCCAGGACAGGUGAUGGAGGGUGAUGCCCCACCUUGCUCAGAGAGAAACGGAUGACGGGGCAUGCAUGACAUCCCGCUGGGACCGGGCAUCCAGCUGCCACUCGCAACGGAGCACAGCACGGCUCUAUUGUCUGCAGCCCCUGACUCGGGGUGCAGACGAGUGGCCCUGUUGGUGUCACCGGGUUAGGCCUCAUCUCUCCAUGCAUCCCUCGUGGAGUCGAGAACCAGCAGCACUGCCGGGAUGCGGCUGCACUCGCACCCAGACCAGACCCUGAGUCCAAGUGGUUGGUGCCUUGGUGCCAUCCACAGGGAUGCUGGAGUAUGCUAGGUGGGACCCCGCCACCUGUAGCUGACUGUCCGGCCUCAUGCAUCCUGAGCAAUGGGCCUUUAGCCACAGGUGCUGCUCCAUGGCCUCCGAAGCAAACCAGCUGCUUUGGAAGCUGUACCCAGGGGCCCAGCCCCUUUCCUUGCUCUCCAGCAGACCCAGAACAUCGGCUGGGGCUAUAAAUCCCUGCCCAUUCCCAGGUCAACAACCUGGCAGGCAGGGCCUUGCUGCGCCUUGCUGGGGCGUGGGAGGAUGCGGCUGCUCCAAUGAGCGCCUCCGCGUGCAGAAAGCAGCGGGGCGCAUGUGGGCAUUGAGCAAAGCACAGCCCUCACCCAGGCCACGGCCCUCGAGGACUCUGACCCUGCCGGGCCGGAAGAGCAGGACUGGGACAAGCCGCGGCAGGAGAGACAGGCAGCAUGGAGCCCAACACAGAGCUCUUGCCAGACAGCAGGUUCCCGCCCGAGGUGAUCGAGAUGCUGAUGAGGAAUCUCAGCGUCCCGGCUGCCUGCUUCUCCAAGCCGCCCACCUCCUGGCAGCUGCUGCAUGAGCUGGACGCAGUGGAGCUCACCAUCACCAGCAUGGCCACCUUCCUGACGCUGCUGUCGGUUGCCAUCUUCGCAGAGGAGGCCGUCUACCUGGUGCAGAAGAUCCGCUGCCCUGUCAAGAGGAAGACUUUGCUGUGGAGCAGCUCGGCGCCCACCGUGAUCGCCGUGUUCUGCUGCUUUGGGCUCUGGAUCCCGCGCUCCAUGAUGGUGGUGGAAAUGGCCAUUGGCUCGUACUUCGCGCUGUGCUUCCACCUGCUGAUGCUGACCAUGGUGGAGGGCUUUGGCGGGCCGGCGGCUGUGCUGCGGGCGCUGAAGGACACGCCGAUGGUGAUCAGCACCGGGCCCUGCUGCUGCUGCUGCCCCUGCUGCCCCCGCAUCACCAUGACCAAGAGGAAACUGAGGCUGCUGCUCCUGGGCUCUUUCCAGUAUGCCUUCCUCAAGAUAGCCGGUGUCUUCGUGGGGCUGGUGCUGGCAGCCGACGGGAACUACGACCCGGCUGAUAUCUCAGCGCAGAGUGUGUCCCUCUGGAUCAACACCUUCCUGGGCAUCUCCACCGUCUUUGGGCUGUGGGCGCUGGGCAUCCUCUUCCGGCAGGCGAGGCUGCACUUGAAGGAGCAGAACAUAGGGGCCAAGUUCGCCUGCUUCCAGUCACUGCUCAUCCUGACUGCGCUGCAGCCCUCCAUCUUCAGCAUCUUGGCCAACGGUGGCCAGAUCGCCUGCGCCCCGCCGUUCUCCUCCAAGGCCAGAUCCCAGCAUAUGAACAUGCAGCUGCUGGUCCUGCAGACCUUCCUCAUGACGGUGCUGACGCGGAUGUACUACCGAAAGAGGGACGACAAGCCGGGCUACGAGACUUUUGGCCCUGCGGAGGCAGACGGCGACAUCAAAGUCUAAGCCAGAAGUGCAUGUGAACUUGUGAAAGGCAGGAGAGCCUAUGGCAUGAGGUGUGCCGACCUGAAUGCCCCCUCUGCAGGGUCCCUGCAACCCAGGCCCUAUUUCCCCCAGAACUGGCCUGACGCCCUCAUGGGAGGGGGAUGCAGAGUCUGCGCUGAUACAGAAACACCUGAAACCCGGAGGGCUUGAACCAAGGCUCUUCUGGUCUCAGCUGGGGCUUUAUGCGUAAUGUGCCUUGCGCACACCGUCACUGAGCACAGAAUAAAAGGGCUUUGGCACUUCUGCUAUGGUCAUCAGUGUUGCUUCCUGGAGUCAC